Drosophila elegans is the source of this 4895-nucleotide messenger RNA. RefSeq names its product lachesin (gene DIP-delta). Bases 513 to 1922 code for a protein of 469 amino acids. The transcript has 12 exons. Gene Ontology annotation, cellular component: neuron projection. Lineage: Eukaryota; Metazoa; Arthropoda; Insecta; Diptera; Drosophilidae. The record is from RefSeq and is a predicted model, not a curated record.
AAGUGGCAGUCAGCCGCGCGAGUUUCCACCAAAGAAGAAAAAUCUCCAAAUACCAAACAAUAAUCAAAUCAUAAAUACAACACAGUAAAAUCAGAGUUAAUAACAAAUUACUCUCUGAAAAAUUACUUCUUGUGCUUAUACCGAGAUAAAAAAGAAAUCAACAACCACCGCAACAACAACAACAAAAACAACAACAGAAACAAUGCGAAAAUGCAAUUCGACGCGUCAAGUGAAUUAAGCGAUUUUUAAAGCUUUACGCUAAAUGAAAUUUGAAUUGCCAAAGUGUUCACUUGUGUGUGCAAAUUAAAUUACGCAAAUCAAAUAAAUGUUUAAAAAAUAAAAUAAAUUAAUGUAAAAUAUAAAAAAAUAAAAAGAGGAAAAAUCAAAAAAAAAAUGUCGUUCGGAAAAUACCAGCAACAGCGAAAAUAGUGCAACGAAAAAACUAUUUUGAACCAGACAUAGAUAAAAUUUAAAACAUAACUAAACAAUAACAGAACAACCAAAACAAUAAAAUGUUUAUUUUAACGGUAAUUAAAUUGCUGCUGAUAGCACUUAAUAUAUUUCCUAGUCGAUUCACAAAUCGACGGAUUAUGUUCUUCAUCUACAUGACAAAUCUAGUGACGCACGUCAUGAUGGAUGAGCCACGCUUUGCGCAGCCGAUACCAAACGUCACCGUCGCCGUGGGUCGAGAUGCCAAUCUGCCAUGUGUUGUCGAGCAUUUGGGUGGCUACAAGGUGGCCUGGAUUCACAUCGACAGGCAAAUGAUACUGACCAUUCACCGGCAUGUCAUAUCGAGGAUUCCGCGAUACAGCAUCACCUACACCGACAACACGUGGCUCCUGCACGUGAACCAGGCCCAUCAGGAUGAUCGCGGCUACUAUAUGUGCCAGGUCAACACGAAUCCGAUGAUUAGCCAAGUCGGCUAUCUGCAGGUGGUUGUUCCACCAAACAUUUUGGACAUUGAGAGUACGCCAUCCUCGGUGGCGGUGCGUGAAAAUCAAAAUAUCAACAUGACAUGUCGGGCUGAUGGCUUCCCAGCCCCAAAAAUCAUUUGGCGACGUGAGGAUGGCGAGGAAAUUGCCGUCGAAAAGAAGAAAAAAGUUCUCGUGUACGAUGGCGAUGUACUUCCGCUGACCAAAGUGAGUCGCAAUGAAAUGGGCGCCUAUCUGUGUAUCGCGACCAAUGGAGUUCCGCCCUCAGUGUCCAAACGGAUCAUUCUGGAUGUGGAGUUUUCACCCAUGAUUUGGGUGCCGAAUCAACUUGUUGGCGCUCCAUCCGGCACAGAUGUAACCAUCGAUUGCCACACGGAGGCGCAUCCCAAGGCCAUCAUCUAUUGGGUAUACAACUCGGUGAUGGUAUUGCCGAGCAAGAAAUAUAAAACCGACUACACGGAGAACUCCUAUCGUGCCCACAUGAAGUUGACGAUAAGAAACCUACAAUAUGGUGACUUUGGCAACUAUCGAUGCAUCUCGAAGAACUCGCUGGGGGAAACGGAAGGCUCCAUACGUGUUUACGAAAUACCUUUGCCAUCCACACCAUCCAAGCAGGUCACCCACACCACCGUCGAGUCCAGGGAGAACAAUAUCAUACCCUCAUCACGCAACGACACAACGAAAUCCCUGCAAACGGAUGUGGGCUAUGCCAUGAAGAACGAGUUGUACCCUGGUUCGGCCUCAUCAUCAUCUUCGGGGGGCAGUUCCUCGGCGGCCUCCUCGUCCUCGACUUCCAUGCAGACCUCUGCUCUGCCAGGCGGUGCGACGGGCAAUAGUCUUUCGUCGGUGGGGUCCAAGGGAUCCCUGGCGAUAGGCAAGAGCAUGUUCUACACGGAACGACCACCGAAUGAGUACGCCUCGUCAGUGGCUGGCCUGCUGCUUCAUAGGGCACUGCUGCUGGGCUCUGGAUUCUAUCUGGCUCUGCUUUGAAAUCAAUAAACCGUUUGAGUCACUCAAUAAGCAUUAAGAAAAUGCAGCCAAAGGGGGUCUAGAAAAGGGGGGGAUAGUUUAGGAACAUCAACAUAUUUCAUAGCCGAAAGUAUAUCAAAAUCCAAUAAUUCAAAAAAAAACAACAAAAAUGCUUCAAACUUGGCUCACUUCAAAGCUAUAUAAAUUUGUAAAAUUAUUAAAACGAAAACUAAAAGAAAAAACAGUAUUUUGCAACGCAAUAAAAUGCUCAUUGUAUGUACAGUACUUAUGAAAUUUUAAGCCUAAGACAAACCACUGCAUCAUAUUUACGAAGUGGAAAUAUUAAAUGUACAAUACAUAAAUUGAAAUCCAAAAUGGUUAAAGCGUACAUUUUAUGAUUUGUUAUUUAAAAGAGCGCCAUAAAGCAAAGCUUUUCAAGUGCGGAAAUUAUUGUAUUGCUUUUAUUUGACAGCUUAAUCUUUGACUUUCAACAUAUCGCAGAAUAAGAAGGCCUGAUGCUUUACAUACUCAUAUCACGAUUAAAAAUGUUUUAUUUUUUUUGGAAUAUAACAUAUCUGAAAUUCAUGUUCGUAUAUUUUUAAAUGAUUUCUUAUGGUAAUUACGAUUUCUUUAUAGUUUAAGAACUUGGAGUGUGUGUUAAGUUGAGUUUAUAAAAUAUGAUGGAAUGUGGAUGGCUAUGGAUUCUAGUAUAUUAUAAUUUAUUUCAAUUUUUCGAACUUUCAAUUAUAUUUAUUCACAUUUAAAAAGCUGAACAGCAAUUUAAAAAGUUAAAUCUCCCGACACUUAACUACCGGAUAUCUUCGUUCAAUUUGUGACAAAUUUUUCAACCCGUUUUCAAACAGAAGCAACAAAUUUCAAUUUAUUUAAUGAAAGAAAAAGUCGAUGGCGUGUCAAGUCAGCCCCGCCCUCGGAACGCCCAACGAGAGCUCUGAAUAUUGUGGCCAUGUGACAUUUAAGCGCCUUGAAAAUGUCAUUCAUUUUAACCGUUUCCCUGCUGCCAGUGCUGUGGUACAAAUUUGCAAUAAUAAUUUGCAAUGCCUUGAUUCCGUUUCCUGGCUUUCGGUCUCGUCAUCAUCGUCAUCGGCUUUUGUGCACUUCCAUCACUUUUUAAUAAAUGUGCAUGCUAAUUAUAUUAUUACCCAUACGACCCGUUGCCAUGUGUCCUGUCUGCCUCACCUUUCGUCGCCUCGUCCUCUCGUCCGUGCGAAAUACUUGCAAUUAAUUUCAGCAUAAAAUUGCGUGGCCUGCGGUCUCUUGGCCCCGCACAAUGACACACAGUUAACAUGUCCAAUUUAUUGGCCAUAACUCAUGCCCGGGUCGAGGAAGGAGUGAGUGAGAAGGAUCUGGAUCCAGAGACAGACAGCAGCGAUAUCGACGGGGCAAAGAAAAAUGACAUUAAGGCCAUAAGAUAUAUGGCCCAUUUGCAUAUAGGUUCAUGUAUACGUAUAAAUAUGCAGGCGAAAAGCGGAGAGUUGCAGGUUAAAGGCCCGCCAAUUCACUGUAUUUAUACCCCGGCGUCGUUGCACGAUUUUAAUAAUUCAACUUGUGUUGCAUAAAGUUUGCAUUGACAUAAACAUAAUGAACGAUGGAAAACCGCAUACGAAAUUGCCUUUCUCCGCCGGGCCAGCGGUUCCAUUUCCAUCCUCUUGCCCCCUUGUUUAUUAACAUUGUUAAUGCCAAAAGGAGAAAAGCACAUUCAGCGUUGAAAAUAUUGAUAAUCAACAUUGUGCCCUGGAUGUGUCGAAGUCCUGACAAUAACAAAAUUAAUGUAUUUAAUUUAAUUUCCCCCGCAGACGGGCAAGUACAGUAAAGUAAGGUCGACUGUGCAGUUCACUCGAACAAUGCCGCUAAUUAAGCAUUAUAAAUUCAGCUGAAAAGACGACAGGCCAAGGAUAUAUGACAAUCUUUGGGGAGUCGUAGAUUUUCCCUACUGUCGAAAAUUUAUCAGUAUUUAUGCGUUUAUUAAAUAUUUAUAUUGCCUGAAUAAUGAACAAAAUUGUCACCCAGAUUGCAGUGCUCAUUUGGGGCUUCAAUAAAUUGCUCGUCAAAUGUUUACAAAAUUUAACCAAACCUUUUUUCUUAAUUAGUAAAUUGCGCUAAUUAAAAUUUCAGUUUUGUUUGUAAAUAUACCAUUUUAUUUGAGGUCAUAAUAUUUUUGAUGUAACCAAAUAUAGCUGUAAAUAAAUGUUGACCCUAUUAGUUGCGUGUAAAUAUGAGAAGGUAUAAUUAAAGCAUCAAAAAUUCAUUUCAUAAAAUAACAAUUUAGUAAGCCAGUAAAUAAUUGCAAACAUAUUAGUCAAAAGCUCUGGCAAAUAAUUAACAAUAUCAAAGGAGAAUAAUGUAAAGUUCACACAACUAGGACAUAUUUAAUUAUCUCUUAAAUGGCUAGUAAGCCAAAAAAUACAAGAGGACAAAUAUAGCCGUUACAAAGUAAAUAUAUUGUUUGUUGCCUGUGUUUCAAAAAUAAGCUGAACAUCAAAUGAAUAACGUGUAAAAUGAUUAAAGCUUUUUGUGCGAAUAAAAAUAUAAGAACGGAUCAGUUUUCCUAUAAACAAGUUGGCAUAGUGUAAAAAAAUAAAUAACAAAUAUAACUUAUUAUAUUGAUCAAUCUGGGAAAUAUUUCAAAUUUUAUUUGUUAAUAGGUAGUUUUGUGGCUUUUCGUUGAAUCUUUGUUUAAAUACUUAAAAUCAAACAAAUUUACAUGCCCACUUACAGGCACAAAAGUAAAAUCGAAUAAUUUGUCUUAAAAAUUAGUUCCAUGUUAAAUUGAAGUCAUUUAGCAGAAGUUUUGUUUGAAACGCUAAACUAUUGUAAAAUAAACAAUUUUAAAAAAAACUUAUUAAGGUAAAUUAAACAAACCUACGAUUAAGAUUAAUAAAUUUAAAUUGUAAGCAGUUAUAUAAUUAUGCGAUAAUAAUUAAACAAUAAAACUUUAGGUUGAUUGAUACCAAAAAAAGCGAACCGAACAAAACA